GAGGCUUCACCGAGCAUGGUCACAAGACGUCACAGCUCAGCAGAAGUUCAUGCGAACGUUCACCUAACUCUGGCUGCGGGCAAGCAACGCGUUGGUGAGUCUCAGAACGCAUCCACCUCACAUGGUGUGUUGUCCACUGUCAGUACUCCGUCCUCUGUCAAUCGACGCCCAUCAGAUACUGCUAAACGUGGUCGACGGUUUUUCCCCACCAAAACAAAUUCCAUGUUUAUUGGAUCCACAUUUACCGGUCGACCAGACUCGUCAACUGUGGAACGUGGGGUCGGUGGGAUUGUAAUCAAUACGGAUUCGGGGGCACAAUCGAGGCGAAAUGUGUCUGAUAAGGUGGCUGAGGCGCUAUGUCGUGCACCUGUCUCGCUCUCCUCUUCAACGGAAGCGUUCCAUCGGUCGACAGCUUCACCGAAAAAAACCGAGCUAAUCGAAGACAUGUGGCGCAUUCCAUUGUAA
Molecule: messenger RNA, 465 nt
Organism: Echinostoma caproni
Lineage: Eukaryota; Metazoa; Platyhelminthes; Trematoda; Plagiorchiida; Echinostomatidae
Source: the annotation of a GenBank genome assembly